Neoarius graeffei (lesser salmon catfish) is the source of this 957-nucleotide messenger RNA. RefSeq names its product thiamin pyrophosphokinase 1 (gene tpk1). NCBI's taxonomy places the organism in Eukaryota, Metazoa, Chordata, Actinopteri, Siluriformes, Ariidae. The record is from RefSeq and is a predicted model, not a curated record. Gene Ontology annotation, biological process: thiamine metabolic process; thiamine diphosphate biosynthetic process. Bases 136 to 897 code for a protein of 253 amino acids. Gene Ontology annotation, molecular function: thiamine diphosphokinase activity; ATP binding; thiamine binding. The transcript is spliced from 9 exons.
ACGCCUUUAGAGGCGCUGUGAGAAAGUAGCGCCGCUUUUUAAAUUCCUGCCUCGUCUUCGAGCGCUGGCGGAAAAUACAGCCGGAUACCGGAAGUCAUCCAGUUAGAGUAAACUGCGACUGAGGGAAAUCAGGACAUGGAUGAAGAGUUCACUCCAUUAGACUGCCUUCUGUCCACAGGAACCCAGAAGAUUUGCCUGGUUAUCCUGAAUCAGCCGCUGGACCCUCACUUCUUCCAUCUGCUCUGGAAUAAAGCCGUGAUCCGAGCAUGCGCAGAUGGCGGGGCCAACCAUCUUUACGAACUGACAGGGAGCCAAAAGGAAAGUUUUCUUCCAGAUUAUAUAAGUGGUGAUUUUGAUUCAAUUAUGCCCGAGGUCAAGACUUUCUAUUCAGAAAAGAAGUGCAAGCUGAUUGAAACCGCUGAUCAGGACCUGACAGAUUUCACUAAGUGUUUAGCCCUCAUGCUGGAGGAGAUCAAGAAGCGAAGAGUGCCGGUGGACACCAUCGUCACGCUGGGAGGCUUAGGAGGGAGAUUUGAUCAGAUCAUGGCUUCCAUAGAGACACUUUUUCACAUUCAGAAGAUGUCCGAGAUCCCAGUGGUGGUCAUCCAGGGUUCCUCUCUGGCCUGUCUGCUCCGAGAGGGCAGGAAGCACCAGCUGUAUGUGAACACAGGUUUGGAGGCAGAGUGGUGCGGUUUGAUCCCAGUGGGCGGCUCCUGCCUCACCAGCACCUCGGGGCUCAAGUGGAACCUGGAUAACCAGGUGCUGGAGUUCGGGAAGCUCGUCAGCACCUCAAACACAUACGAAGAGCUCGAUGCCGAAGACGAGAGAAAACCUGUGACCAUCAACACAGACAGACCUCUUCUAUGGACUAUGGGUAUUAAAAUGGUCAACAAAUAAACAAGUGGACAUACAUGUGCCUUAUAACCACGUUUUAAAUAAAAAGACAAAACACUUUUU